Blepharisma stoltei is the source of this 546-nucleotide messenger RNA. Lineage: Eukaryota; Ciliophora; Heterotrichea; Heterotrichida; Blepharismidae. The record is from the annotation of a GenBank genome assembly.
AUGUCUCAAGAGGACAAUCCUCCUUUUAGAAACCCACACAACGCAAUAGGAGUUCCAGGGAUUCUUAAAGUCCACCGAAAAGACCUUGAAAAGAAGAAACUAGACAUCAGGAUUUCAAAUGAAAAAUAUUUGCGAGACCAUCCAGAACUUACAGUUAUGCUACAAAUCUUCAUGAGAGAAACCUUGAAUGAGCACCCAGAGAAUGUGCUGCAGUUUGCAGGGUGGUUUUUCGAUAGAGAAGAGCUUAGAGACAUAGUAAAUUGGGGACUUCAGCAGCAAAGUCCUGCUGAAAUGGAGAUCCUGAAGCAAAAAGGACACCCUCAAAAAGGCCCAUAUGCAGUAGAGCUCGAGCCUGGGGUAAAAUAUUUUUAUUGUGACUGUGGAAAAUCUAAAACUCAGCCUUUUUGUGAUGGAUCUCAUCAAGGGUCAAUUUUUGCUCCUAUUCAGUUUGAAGUAAGUGAAAAGAAAACGUAUUAUCUUUGUGGGUGCAAAUGCUCGAAAAAUAAACAGUUUUGCGAUGGGACUCAUAAUGAUUUGGAUUGGUAG